Molecule: messenger RNA, 2973 nt
Organism: Camellia sinensis
Lineage: Eukaryota; Viridiplantae; Streptophyta; Magnoliopsida; Ericales; Theaceae
Source: RefSeq, a predicted model, not a curated record
GCUAAGCACCUCAAAAGUAGCAGUCGUAGCAGUCUCUCCUCGUCAUCCUCCGCCUCCUCCAUAAACCCCUCCCCUUCGAGUACCCUUUCUCUUUCUCUCUCUAAAAUCUACCUGCUUUUUUUCCCGCCUUUUUCUCUUUCCUAGUGUUUAUCCAGUCACUGAAAACAACACUCAUCUUUUCUUCUCUCGCUCUCGCUCUCUGUCUCUAUCUCAUACACACACAUACAUAGCUUUUAAGUUGGCAUCCUCAAAUAUGAUUCACCAAUCUUUCAUUUUCAUACUUGACAUUAUUGCAUCACUGGUUUUCUCUGAACUUCAUCGCUUCUUCAAUGAUUCUCUCUCUUUUCUAACUCUCCCCAGUUUCACAUUUUUUUUCUCUGCUCAUCUUUGUGUUAUCAUUCAUCUUUUUGAUUGGGAUAGUUUUGGUAAAUGUGGUGGUGGUUAGGGUUUUCAAUUUUCAAUUGGGUUUUGAUUUUGAGGUAUUGAGCAGAGUGUAGUGUAGUGAAAAUGUCGUCCUCUUCGAGAGGCCGGGGGUUUGAUCAUCCGCCACAGCGGCGUCUCACGCGGACUCAGACGGCUGGGAUUCUGGGAGGAGAGUCGAUAAUCGACAGUGAAGUUGUGCCUUCGUCGCUUGAAGAGAUUGCUCCGAUUCUUCGUGUUGCCAAUGAAGUUGAAAAUACCAACUCAAGGGUUGCUAAUCUCUGUCGUUUCUGUGCUUUUGAGAAAGCUCACAAGCUGGAUCCCUCUUCUAGUGGACGUGGUGUUCGUCAAUUUAAAACAGCACUUCUUCAACGCCUAGAAAGGGAGAAUGAUUCAACGUUGAUGGGAAGAGUAAACAAAAGUGAUCCACGUGAGAUGCAGACUUUUUAUCAUCACUACUACAAAAAAUAUAUUCAAGCUUUGCAUAAUGCUACUGAUAAAGUUGAUCGUGCACAGCUUACCAAAGCGUACCAAACUGCUAAUGUUCUCUUCGAGGUUCUGAAGGCUGUCAAUCAGACCCAGGCUGUGGAAGUUGAUCGUGAGAUAUUGGAAGCUCAUGAUAAAGUUGCAGAAAAGACUGAGAUCUAUCUCCCUUAUAAUAUUCUUCCUCUUGAUCCCGAUAGUGCAAAUCAGGCAAUUAUGAGAUAUCAAGAGAUUCAAGCUGCUCUUUUAGCAUUUCGUAACACCAGGGGCCUUCCAUGGCCAAGGGACUACAAGAAGAAAAAAGAUGAUGAUAUCCUAGACUGGCUUCAAGUAGUAUUUGGUUUUCAGAAGGAUAAUGUGGCAAAUCAAAGGGAGCAUAUCAUUCUAUUACUUGCAAAUGUGCACAUUCGGCAAUUUCUCAAACCUGAUCAACAACCUAAGUUGGAUGAACGUGCAUUGGAUGAAGUGAUGAAGAAACUAUUCAAGAACUACAAAAAAUGGUGCAAGUACUUAGAUCGCAAAAGUAGUCUUUGGUUACCCACCAUAAAGCAGGAAGAGCAACAGCGUAAAUUAUUAUACAUGAGCCUAUAUCUUCUUAUAUGGGGUGAAGCUGCAAACCUAAGAUUCAUGCCAGAAUGCCUUUGCUAUAUUUAUCAUCAUAUGGCGUUUGAAUUGUAUGGUAUGCUAGCUGGGAAUGUCAGUCCUGUGACAGGAGAGAAUGUGAAGCCAGCCUAUGGAGGUGAGGAAGAGGCUUUCUUGAGGAAAGUUGUUACUCCUAUUUACGAAGUGAUUGCAAAGGUACUCCAUGCAUUAUGGAUGAUUGACUCAUAAUUCUGUAUUUACUAAAUUUUUAGGUCAGUUGACUGUUUCCACUUAGGCUGGCCAAUGAGAGUUGAUGCAGACUUUUUUUGUCUGCCCAUUGAAAAGCUUCGUGUUGAAAAAAAUGGGGAUAACAAGCCAGCUGGUAGAGAUCAGUGGAUAGGGAAAGUCAAUUUUGUGGAGAUACGAUCAUAUUGGCAUAUGUUUAGAAGCUUUGAUAGAAUGUGGAGUUUUUUUAUAUUGUGCUUGCAGGCUAUGAUAAUUGUUGCUUGGAAUGAUACGGGGAAACCAAGAUCAAUAUUCAGUUCUGAUGUUUUCAAAGUACUGAGUGUGUUUAUCACCGCUGCAAUACUAAAGCUUGGGCAAGCUGUCCUUGAUGUUAGCCUUAGUUGGAAAGCAAGGAGGUGCAUGUCAUUCCAUGUCAAGCUACGAUACAUAUUAAAGGUUGUGUCUGCUUCUGCAUGGGUGAUAAUUCUGCCAAUCACAUAUGCUUAUACUUGGAAGGAUCCUCCUGCAUUUGCUCAAACCGUUAAAAGUUGGUUUGGCAAUAAUUCCAAGUCGCCUUCAUUGUUUAUUGUGGCUGUUGUUAUCUACUUGUCACCAAAUAUGCUCGCUGCAAUAUUGUUUCUUUUCCCCUUCAUCCGUCGAUUGCUUGAGAGAUCAAACUAUAGAGUUGUGAUGUUGAUGAUGUGGUGGUCACAGCCUUGGCUUUAUGUUGGAAAGGGGAUGCACGAGAGUACAUUUUCUCUUUUCAAGUACACAAUGUUUUGGGUUCUUCUUAUAAUGACAAAGUUAGCAUUCAGUUACUACAUAGAGAUAAGGCCUCUUGUGAAUCCAACAAAAGCUAUCAUGAGAAUUCACAUAACAAAUUAUCAGUGGCAUGAAUUCUUUCCUCGUGCAAGGAAUAACAUUGGUGCUGUGAUUGCACUCUGGGCUCCAAUUAUUCUUGUCUAUUUUAUGGACGUCCAGAUCUGGUAUUCUAUAUUCUCCACAUUGUUUGGAGGUAUCUAUGGUGCAUUCCGUCGUCUUGGAGAGGUUAAUGGACUUCUUUUUUCUUUUUUCGUUCUAUGACUUGCAUGCAUAUUUUGUGCCACUGCUUCUAACACUUUAUUUUGCCAAUAAUUAGAACAAAAAACCUCGUCUUUGGGCUUCAUUGUCAUGAAGCAGUUGCCAACCACAGUAAUAAUAUAAUUAGUACUUACAACUUUGUGCUCAAUUAUAAGGAAGUUUCUGCCUUCUAACCCAAUUAAU